Messenger RNA from Hevea brasiliensis (rubber tree), 1811 nucleotides. Its product is annotated as probable transcription factor At1g11510. Gene Ontology annotation, cellular component: nucleus. The record is from RefSeq and is a predicted model, not a curated record. The transcript has 2 exons. The coding region runs from base 240 to 1487 and encodes 415 amino acids. Lineage: Eukaryota; Viridiplantae; Streptophyta; Magnoliopsida; Malpighiales; Euphorbiaceae. Gene Ontology annotation, biological process: regulation of DNA-templated transcription.
UCAUAUAAUAUCAGCCCACGCAUUGAUUACACGACCGGAGAGUGCUAACCCCGCCCCCCCUCUUUUCCGCCCUCUCAGUUGGGCCUGUUUUAAACCCUUUGGUAUUCCUCUCUCUCUCUCUCUCUCUCUCUCUCUCUCUCUCAGCAUCGUGACAUCUCCCCUUUCCGAACCGUUCGAACUUCGAACUGUUUUUUGCCUGAAAUCCCUAUCUUUCUCUAUCUCCGUCUCCGUUCAAAUCAAUGGCCCCAAAACGUUCAACUCCCUUCGAAGAUCCACCGGCUGCUUCUUCUUCUGAAGAAGAGGAAAGCUCCAGUGGAGAAGAAGAAGAAGAAGAAGAAGAAGAAGAAGAAGACGGAGAAGAGGCAGAGGGAUCUUCAUCUGAAGAUGACGAAACAGAGGGGAAACCACAAAAACCCUCUUCUCUACCACCACAGACCCAACCGGCAAAGCCAGUUCCCAAGCAGCCCGAUUCUACAACCCAGAAAGCUGGGCCCGAGUCUGAGUCUGAUGGGUCUGAUUCUGAGUCCGAUUCCGAUGAUGACCGAGCUAAUCAUGCCGGUGACGCCAGUGUCAAGCCCAUCGCUUCUAAGCUUAUGGAGGAGACUCCCCUUAAAACAACGAAGCCUAGAUCCAAACCAUCGGCAUCAACUCAGGUUGCGGGGAAAUCAACGGCGGCGGUGAAGAGGGGCAGUGAAACGGAUGGCGACCCAAAGGACUCAAAGCGGGCCAAGAAGAAGAAUUCGGAAUCAGAUGGAGCUGUUGAAAAGCCUGAGGAUAUGAAGAAACAACUUUUUCAACGGCUCUGGAGCGAGGAUGAUGAGAUUGCGGUACUAAAGGGCAUCAUUGAUUUUAGUGAAAAGAAAGGAGUCGACCCUGCCAAGGAUAUGAGCUCGUUUUAUGAUUUCAUUAAGAAAUCGCUUCACUUUGAUGUCUCUUUAAACCAGUUGAAAGAUAAGGUUUCGAGAUUAAAGAAGAAGUUUGAGAACCAUGUGAGCAAAGGGAAAAUGGGUGAAGAUAAGACAUUUUCUAAAGCUCAUGAUCAAAAGUCUUUUGAUUUGUCAAAAAAGAUAUGGGGUAGUGAAGCAACUAUCAGGGGAGGAGUGGAUUUGGUUGUUAAAUCGAAUGGCAAAGCUAAGAAGAGUGGCAGUAAUAAUCAGAGAGGUAAGAGUGUGACUGCAAUGAAGGCAGAGCUGGAUGCGGAUGUGGAGAAGGAGACUGAGAAGGUUGACAAGAUGGAGGUUGAGAUGGAUAGCCAUUCUGUUCUGAAACACAUUGUACGGUUUGAUAAGAGUGUAAGUGUUGCAGGAAUGGAGGAGUAUGUGGUAAAGCGGGGACUGGAUAUGUUGGAGGGAGCUAAAAAGGCUGAGAUGGAAGAGAAAUGGAGGAAGUUGCAUGUUGGUGAGUUGGAGCUGUUUCUGAAGCGAAAUGAGUUGAUAAGGGAGCAGGCAAAGCUGAUGUUGGCUUCCUACAAAACUGAGCAGGGUUAGGCUUUGGGAAGGAGAAUGGUUCAUUUGGAGUCGUUGUGCCAAGGCGUGUUCAGCUGGCAAUGAGGAACAACGAGGAGCCCAAACUUCUUGGUUCUGUUACCAUUGCUGAUGGUGUUGUGUUGCCUAACAUCCACAUGUCACUGCCUAAUAGAACUGGUUCUGGCCCGAAGGUCCUGCUGAUGUUGACCGCCACAGAUUUUCAUGUAAUCUUUCCGCCCUUUAAAAGAAUAUUCUCAUACGUUUUGGCAAUAGUGGGCAAGCAAAACCAUUGCCUGACUUGAUGUACUUUGACAAUUUUGAGAAAAAAGAAUAGGAUCUCAUUCA